Molecule: messenger RNA, 2603 nt
Organism: Phytophthora nicotianae INRA-310
Lineage: Eukaryota; Oomycota; Peronosporomycetes; Peronosporales; Peronosporaceae
Exons: 2
Coding region: 134-2470 (778 amino acids)
Cellular component (GO): microtubule; cytoplasm; membrane
Molecular function (GO): GTP binding; microtubule binding; GTPase activity
Source: RefSeq, a predicted model, not a curated record
GUCCGAAGCCAUCUGCUACGAGACGUAGCAAACUGCACAGAAAUGCGUCACAUUUAGUCGGACAUCGCCUUGUUGAACCCAGCAUUCGUCCAGAAUUUCUUUUCCGCAUUCUCCGCCUUGCCACUGCGUCACCAUGCGAGUCUCCGACGUGGCUACAGGCGGCAGUGCGCUUUCCCACGCCGCUCUACUCGAGGCCGCACGUCGUCAAGCGGCCAACGAAGCCCCAGCUCAGCUCCGCGAUGCCCAAGAAGCCGAGGAAAGCCCUGGAGAAGAGGACAAACAACAAAAGAAGACGCCCCCACCGCCCGCUAGAAGCCUCGCCGCUGCCGUACUCAACGGCUGCGUGGGAGAAUUCUACCGCGCGAUGGAACACGUGACCAACAUUCUGACAGACGAAGAGCUAAAGUUGCCGCAGAUCGUCGUCAUCGGCGAAGAGAGCAGCGGCAAGUCCAGUGUGCUGGAGAAUGUAGCCAUGUUGCCGCUGUUUCCCCGCGAUUCUGAUAUCUGCACGAGGAUGCCCAUCCUCCUCAAAAUGUCGCACGGCAACAUUGAAGGCGACCCAGAACUCAUGCCGCACUGCAAGGGCAACCCGCACCCAGCAGACCAACAACAGAUCAAGAUGCGACUGAUCUACUCGGACGCCCGAGCGCCGAUUGAGUCCGAGAGGCUCUUCACACUGCAAGAAGCGGCGCAGCUCAUGAGCAAGUGGAUGAAGCAGAUCGUUCAGGAGGAACACGACGCCAACAAACUCGCUGGAGUCGUGGAUCACGUGCUGGAGAUUGAAGUGCGCGCGCCCAAUUUGCCCAACUUGAAGGUAGUGGACUUGCCCGGAAUUGUCGCAGGGAAACUCAUUGACGAGCCCGAAGACAUGAUGCAACGCACUCGGGCGCUUGUGGAAAAGUAUCUAAAGAUGCCAGACACACUGGUACUAGCGGUAGUGCCAGCGUUUGAGCGUGCGCGAAACUCACAGGCGUUCCAGUUGGUACAGCAGUAUAAGCUAGCGGACAAGACGAUAGGAGUGUUGACAAUGGUGGAUCGCGCUCUGGAUGAGACGAACCCUGAGGGUCCUUUAACUCAAGUCAAAAGUCGUCUUGACGGUACAUCGAGCGAUAUCGUGUACCUGAAAGAAGGUUAUGUGGCUGUGAGAAACCGCAACUCACGUCUAGUGCCUGAGGUAAGUUUGGAGGAGUUUAAAGAGGAGGAAGAUGCGUGGCUCGAAGGAAAUUUACCCGGAUAUAUCGACCGUCGUCUUGCUUCCAGCACCGUACUGGUGGAUAAACUGGAAAAAAUGUUGGCAACUCAUAUUCGUCAGUACUGGGUGCCUGCAACACAAGCGAAAAUCAAAAAGGAAAUCGAAAAAGUUGCAGACAAAGUGGCGAGUUUGGGGCCUGAUGCACAAGAAAUAGUCGACGAUUUCCUUCGUGUGUCUCAGUCAGUAGCUCGCAAACGCAUGUUGCAACUGAUAGAGCCGAUUGUGCCGCAACUGAUGAGCUCAGUUGACGAAAUGAUGCUGCAAUUUGCAGCAAUUGUUCAUUCGGACUUCAUGGAGUCACGCGACGAGCACGAGUUGAUUUUGGCUCCUUUUCACGCAAAAGUGAAGCCUUCGUUUAAAACAAACUCAGGUUCGUUGAUAGCAGCGUCGAUGGUGAUGUUAGGCUCGCAUGACACAUACAUCGCCGACCAUUUGGUCCGGAUCCUCAAGAAUAUAGUGCUGCACAUUGUGAAGCUCGUGCAAAAGACGAUCAAAUUGGAGGAAAAUACGCAGCGCUUAGAUCGAUUUGGCAAUCUUCACUACUUUUUCGCUAGCAUUUUAUGGGAAAGAUUGAACGAACUGUUGAUUGAUGAGGAUGAUCUACUGGCACGCUUGGAUAAAUCCUUUUUGGACUUUGAUCCAGAGAACGCCACUAAUCUGCAGCUGCCGAAGUCCGUCAAGAAGAUUUCGCUCGAAGAAUCUAGUGAAUUGAAGGUUUUGGCCAAUGACUUGGAACUGUAUCUGGCCUCGAGGGGUUUCCACAACACUUCGUUUGAUGAAGUUUACGUUCCAAAGGAUACUUCUGACAUGAUGCCUAUGACCAGGGAGAUGUCGCGUUUGAUCAUUAGCGCCCUGGUACCAACGCUGGGGAAAGCGCACCCUCGUGGUCUCGGACAGGCAUCUGCACACAAUGGAUUCCAUUUUGGUGGUAGUUUUGGUGCAAAACAGACUACCGAGGAGUCUCGAGAAGCCGGCGAGUUCGAGCUUCGCCUGUUCUUCGCACUUACGUCACACGUGGUUGCCCCACUCCUUCAGUCAAUCUGUGGCGUGAGUGAUCUGAUACGGAAGAUGCAGGAAUAUGUGUCCAGCUUUCCGAAAGUGUCAGCUUGCAAGACGCAUAUUUUCCACGAUACGACGGCUGGAAAACGCAAGAAGCUGAAGAAGAAGAUGAAGCACCUGGAUGCAGCUGCUGAAGGGCUGAAAGCACUCUUUCCUUGAUUUUUAUAUGAUCGACGCUGCUUCGAAAACGAAUACGCAAUUUAUGUGUCGUAAAAAAAGUAAAAAAUCGAGAUUUCAAAGCAAAUUAUAUAAUUUUUCAUACAUGCUGCGAGUUUCUUCUUAUACCAUAGAA